Molecule: messenger RNA, 462 nt
Organism: Nezara viridula (southern green stink bug)
Lineage: Eukaryota; Metazoa; Arthropoda; Insecta; Hemiptera; Pentatomidae
Source: the annotation of a GenBank genome assembly
AUGUGUUUACAGGCCGUGGUAGUUCUUUGCCUAGUUGGAGCAGCCUUUGCACAAUACGGACACCAUGAUCAUCACUACGAUCACCACGAAAAGAAACACGAAGAACAUGUCGUCGAUUAUUAUGCUCACCCGAAGUACAAGUUCGACUACGGAGUACACGACUCCCAUACCCACGACGUGAAGAAGCAGGAAGAGACCAGGGAAGGAGACGUGGUCAAGGGCUACUACUCCCUCUACGAACCCGAUGGUACCGAGAGGAUCGUCCACUACACCGCUGACAAAAAGAACGGUUUCAACGCCGUCGUAGAGAGGAAAGGACAUGCUGUCCAUCCUCAUGUUGAAGGAUCUAAAGAGACCUUCUUCAAGCACCACCACGAAGACCAUGGACACUCUGAGAGUUCUGGUGGGUAUCACCACGGUUCUGCCUCAUCAUCUUCCUCGCACUCAAGCCAUCAUUAUUAG